Molecule: messenger RNA, 1968 nt
Organism: Chenopodium quinoa (quinoa)
Lineage: Eukaryota; Viridiplantae; Streptophyta; Magnoliopsida; Caryophyllales; Amaranthaceae
Product: tRNA:m(4)X modification enzyme TRM13 homolog
Exons: 9
Coding region: 43-1341 (432 amino acids)
Biological process (GO): tRNA methylation
Source: RefSeq, a predicted model, not a curated record
GAAGCGCCAGCAUCAGCAUCUUCGAGCUGGGAUUGCCGAAAAAUGGAGAAACGUUGCAAACAUUGGCUGCCCAAGAAGAACAGAUUUUGUGCAAAUACUCCUUUCAAUGAUUCUCCAUUUUGCGGGAAUCAUAGCAGUAGGUCCAAUGGAAAGUGGAUUCCUUGCUCAAUCGACCCUUCUCAUUGUGUGCUUGAAGAAAAUAUGGAGGGACACCUUAAGAAAUGCCCAUUAUUGAAACAAUCACAGACUUUAUCACUCCAACCUUAUUACCAAAAGGGAAUUAAUCAACAACAACAAGAUGCUGACUUUACUUCUGAGAUGAAGAGAAAUUGGGUUUACAAUUUGAGUAUUCCUCAAUUUUCUGAAUUACUCUCCAAGAUCCGCUCUCUUCAUACUUUAAUUUGCAAGGAUAUAAAGUUUUCUUAUAGGAUACCUCAUGCCUGUGAUGUCUGGAUUAAGAGACAGAAUGACAGAAAAUUACCAUACCAAGAGAAGCAUGUCCGCCAACAGGCGUCCAUUCUUGGCAACUUGGAGGAUUUUGGGGUUUUGUCCGAGCAGCACUGUCAAUCUGAUCUCUCUGCUGUUGUUGAGUUUGGAGCUGGCAGGGGUUACUUAACCCAGAUAUUAGCUGAUUCUUAUGGGAUCAAUAAGGUAUUUUUGGUUGAGCGUAAGGCAUACAAGCUCAAGGCUGAUCGAAGUCUACGACAGAUAGACAACUUAGCACUGGAGCGUUUGAGAAUUGACAUUGAAGAUUUAAAUCUGAACGCUGUUGAGUCUUUGAAGGGAAUACCUUACUUGGCGAUUGGUAAACAUCUAUGUGGACCUGCUACAGAUUUGACCCUCAGAUGUUGUCUUGGAGAACAUCCCAAUCAAGAUAAUGGGAAAGAGCAAUCUGUACGUCCUCACCUUAGAAGCAUUGCUGUGGCAACCUGUUGCCACCAUCUAUGCCAAUGGAAACAUUACACAAAUAAACAAUACCUAAAUAAUUUAGGAAUCACUAAAGAACAUUUCCAUGCUAUCACAUGGUUUACCAGUUGGGCAGUUGAUGCUGACCAUGGAUCAGAUGUUUCUGAUGAUGGCUCUUUGCAAUCUCCAGUGCCACCAAGUGAUAAUGAUGAGUAUGGUGGAGAUGCUAGCGGAGUUGAAGAUUAUACAAGGAACAUGAAAGCAAUGGAUAGAGCGGCAUUGGGGUUCAUGUGCAAGGAUAUCAUUGACAUGGGGAGGUUAAUGUGGAUUAAGGAACGUGGACUGGAAGCUAAACUUGUCAAGUAUGUCCCAUCAGAUAUUUCCCCUGAAAAUCGUUUACUCAUUGCAAAGGUAGAAGUGCCAACUACAAAUUAACCCUACACCACUGAACUAAGAUGGAGGGCUUGCAGAAUACCAAUUUGAAGAAAUGCAGAAUCAUGACUUCGCUAGGUUGGUGUAGUGAAUUAGUGAUUAACGCAUAGUAAUAGGCCAAAAUAGUGAAGCCAUGGCACAACAAAAUCGUGAUUUUGAAGAAGCAUGAUAUCUUUUUAAGUUUUGAACUAGGCCAAGAUAGUAAAAUUGCUGAUAUGUCAAGUGAAACUGGAUGAUGCAAGUUUUGUUGUUCAAUCAUGGUUGUUCACAUACCAUGUUUACAAAUUUGAUAUCUAUAAGAAAGUAGAUUCUCUCCUAAACCAAAUGAUAAGAUCAGCAACUAAUAUCAUAAUUGACUGCAAACAAGUUCAGAUACAUUCCUUUAUGCUGAAGUGUUUUGGGUUUUUUUUUUUUUUUUUUUUUUUUUUUUUUUUUUUUUUUUUGUAUAAAGGUGGCUGCUUUAGUUGAAUUUGACCGGACAGCAGAUUAUAAUUGUUGAGAAGAUAGUUUGAUUGUUUCUUAAAACGAAAUACGAAGUAUACAAAAUACUUUAUGAAAAUACUCCAAUAAUAAUACGUAGUAAUACUAAAUCCCAUAUGGACAUGUAUAACCACAAAUUAAAUAGCAUUA